Messenger RNA from Puccinia triticina, 348 nucleotides. RefSeq lists its product as uncharacterized. NCBI's taxonomy places the organism in Eukaryota, Fungi, Basidiomycota, Pucciniomycetes, Pucciniales, Pucciniaceae. The record is from RefSeq and is a predicted model, not a curated record. The transcript has a single exon. The coding region runs from base 1 to 348 and encodes 115 amino acids.
AUGCCGGCCCGGCACCACCCGGCCAAGCAGGCUUGGCGGGGGGUCAAGCUCGCCUCCAACCCCGGCGAUACAAGCGUGCUCUCAGCCAAAGUGUCUACCGCCAGGGCGCCCGAUUCAAAUGCGCGCCAUCCGGGCCGCGCAAGCCGCCAAACAAGCAGUGGAUGGGCGGUUGUGGUCCGGCCGAAGGAGGGCGUGGGAGGGUCGGCCACCUCGGGCCGUUGGGCUGCACAGACCGCAUUUGCAAGCGUUGUGCUACCAAGGGCGCGGACACACCUCAAGCCAGCAACCCCCGCCGCCGAAAACCGAGACCCUCGGCGACCCUGCCCGGGCUCCCCAGGGUGCAUGUAA